This is a messenger RNA of Dreissena polymorpha, 1929 nucleotides long. RefSeq lists its product as uncharacterized. The record is from RefSeq and is a predicted model, not a curated record. The transcript has 4 exons. NCBI's taxonomy places the organism in Eukaryota, Metazoa, Mollusca, Bivalvia, Myida, Dreissenidae. The coding region runs from base 169 to 663 and encodes 164 amino acids.
UCGUUGGUAAGGGUCGAACAGAUUAAAUGCUACGUUGACGGUGGCUGGGAAACUGUGUGGAACGCACCAUCAACAUCCGUUGAGGAAGGUGCCCGAAUAUUUUCUCCACCCCUGACAAAAUCAUGCUUUUCCAAUCGUUUCCACCUGGAAACUGCUGAAGGACGUGAUAUGCACAUUGACGCUGUCUUGUUACAUGGAAGCUUGUACAAAUCCUACAAAAUCGAAAUGGGUCUGACGCAAGGGUUGUACGAAACAGAGGGAAUCAUGGACCUCUCUACACUCAGCCCAGCCACGUGGAGUCCCUCUAACAAUGGCCCUUACAGAUACGCCAGGAUACAGGCUAAUCCACAAACUGAGACCCUGAAACUCUGCGAGGUGCUAGUGAAAGGGCAAAAUCAACCAAGGACACCCUAUUUCCGCCUUGUCACUGGGAUCGCCAUGUCGAAUCAUCCUAUCAGUACUGUCUUCAAUGUUUUGAGCAACAUCGAAUGCGUGUUCGUCUGUCUGCGUCAAACGGAACCAGCAUGUUUGACCUCACAGUUCGACCAGGCGACACAAAGCUGCAAACUUUUCGGCGGAUUCGAGCACAUCAAGAACGCUAGUAAUGACGACAAAACAGCUGUGUACGAAUUUGCUGCACACUUUUUUGCAAACAAGAAUUGAUUUAAAAGCCUAUCGUGAUAUGGGUAUAAUAACAUGGUCCUUUCACUUAGUAACAUCAAUAUGUCGAUAGAAUUGUUGACGCAAAAUUAGAAUGAAAAGAAAAAAUGCUGUUAACAUUCCUUUGAUUAAUUUUUUAGCAGUCACAUGCACAACCAAGCUAUGUAAUAUGGAACUUUUACACCCAAUAUUGUUGCUCCUUCCUGUAUUUGAACGAUGAUGAUCUGAAAUAUUAACUAUAUGAUGCUAUAUCCUUAAAUCUUGUUGUAAAAAGAAGGGAUGUAUUUGACCAUUGUUAGUAAUUUCAUUUCAUCGUUCCUCAAAAAGUUGUAACUCUGUUGCUCUGGCCUUCUUCCUACCAUUCAGUAAUAAAAUAGUAAUGUAAUUGAAUGCGUUUGAAUUCACUUUUAUUAUUAUUUAAUUUGAGUUGCAAUACUAUGAGGUUAAAUUCAAUUUACACUUAUAUGUAUCAUAAAUAUUGGUGGACCAAGUGUGAGGUUGAGCGCUCUUAAACCGGGUUAAACCCCAAAUGCUUUGCAUUGACCGUUCCAACGCGGUGACCCCAGCUUUAUUCUUCUAUUUGUGUAUGUGGUUUCGUUUUGUGCUGUUUCGGACUGUUUUUGGCAAUUGGUCACUUGCCUUAAAUAAAGGACGUAAGAAAAUUGUAAGAAGACACUACUGGCCCAACAGCCGGCCUCUUUAUAAGAAUAACGGAUACAAACCUGAAUCAUUUAAUAAAAUAUUUCGCAUUUUCUGAAAGUCAAAGGCAAUCACACAUGGCAUUACAAUAACAAUACAAUAUUUAGUUUCUGUAAAUGUUUUGCUGUGAAUGUCAGCAUAACCAAUGUUACGCCUUUGUUUCUUUUCAUGCAAUUAAGACUUGUAUGUUGAUGUGUUUUUUUAAUAUAAAUGUUGUGCUUUAUAAUGUAUUUUUAUCGCUAUCGAAAUGUAUUGUCAAGUGAAUUUAUAUGUCAGAUUUCUAUAAUAGGUCUUUGUUUAUAAUCGUAUUGAUUUGUCAGAGGUCUCAUGGUAUUUUUUUUACCGCUUAUCAAAAAGAUAAAUACAUCGUCGAAUAUAAAGUUUUUUAAAUAAUUAAAUGUGUUUACUUGUGAUACGUUUACAAGAAUAUGCAAUAGAACAACUGAACAUAACUUAAAACGUAUUAAUUCUAAUCCGAUAAUUGAUGGUAAUUUUGCUUUGUUAGCAGACCAGAACUGCUUAAAAGUUGAGAAACUUUUUACUGUUUGUAACCAACUUGUCGUAAUUAAA